AUGGUCGAAAAUAUUACGCAGAACACGGUAGAGGCCGAAAUCCGUCGACGAAUCCUUGAGCCGCUCGGAAUGGAACACACGUUCCUAGAGGGGUUUGAAGAACAGAAACAGGGCACGAUGACAAAGCGCUAUCACUUUGCCACAAAGGAAUAUCGUGAGGCAGCGGGAAUCAAUGCAGCUUUUCCCGAGCUUCAAGGCGGCAAGCUCAUUGACUGUACGGUAUCUAAUCUUUCUGUUGAGUGGGCAGCCGGCGGCAUGGUUUCCACGCCUUCUGAUCUAGUCAAAUUCGCCACUGCCAUUCGAGAUGGGAAGUUGCUCAGUGCGGAAUCGCUUGCUACCAUGAAGAUGUGGCGACCAACUUCGAGCGAGACCUCCGAGAUGGGCCAUGGACUCUUCAGAAUGAGAGACUCUGAGAAACAUGGGUGGCUAGGCCACUUCGGUGGCGUGCUGGGCUUCACGGCGGCUUUGUGGUGGAAAGAGGAGGGAGACUGCGUGAUAUCAGUGCUGUCCAAUGUAGGAGUUAUACACUCCGGCGAUGUGCCCUCGAGCGGAGCCCAUAUAGUCAUCAAGAGCAAGAUUCGAGAACUUGCCGCUCAAUUAGCUGAGCUGUGA
Trichoderma breve is the source of this 612-nucleotide messenger RNA. RefSeq names its product beta-lactamase domain-containing protein. NCBI's taxonomy places the organism in Eukaryota, Fungi, Ascomycota, Sordariomycetes, Hypocreales, Hypocreaceae. Bases 1 to 612 code for a protein of 203 amino acids. The record is from RefSeq and is a predicted model, not a curated record. The transcript has a single exon.